UCUGGAAAUAUAUUGGAAUAUUGUGUUGGAAUAUUAUCUAUUGGAUUUUAACCAGAAUUGAUAAGCAACUAUGUUAAUUACAGAGUUUUUUGAAAAUCAGGAUAUAUUCAUAACUGGCGCUACAGGCUUCAUUGGUAAAGCCUUGCUGGACAAAUUAUUACGUUUAUCACCAAAUAUUGGAAACAUUUACGUGCUUAUACGAAGCAAAAAGGGAAAAAGUGUUCAGGAACGUUUAAAAGCGCUUUUAGAAGCUCCUGUAUUUGAGAACUCUUGGAAAGAGCAGCCGCAGAAUAUAUCGAAAGUAUAUGCGAUCGAUGGCGAUACCACUAAGUUAAAACUGGGUAUUGGUAAUGAUGAUAUGGAGAAAUUGAAAAAUGUUUCAAUAUUAAUACAUGCGGCAGCUACUGUAAGAUUCGAUGAGCCUCUACAUCCUGCUAUACUUCAAAAUACACAAAGCACCUAUGAAAUUAUAAAAAUUGCAGAGAAUUUGAAACAGCUUAAAGUUCUCAUGCAUGUAUCGACAACAUUUUGCAAUUCUAAUCAUACUGAGAGCGAUGAAGAGGUUUUUCAGGCUUGUGCGGAUUGGCGAACAACAAUAAAAUUAGCUCAAACUUACGAUGAAGACACGUUGGAGACCUUAAGUUUAAAAUACAUCAACCCAUCAGCAAAUACCUAUACAUUUACGAAAAACUUAGCCGAGCAAAUCAUAAAUGAGUACCGUUACAAAUUACCAGUAGUAAUCUUUAGACCAUCAAUAGUUUUGCCUGCUCUUAAAGAACCAUUGCCUGGUUGGAUAGAUAAUUUAAAUGGUUAUAUAGGUCUUAUGCUAGCCUGCUGUUUGGGUAUCAUGCGUACUAAUUAUAUUACACAUUCAAUUAUACACGAUCAAGUACCGGUAGAUAUGGUAGUACGUGCUAUGUUAAUAGCAUGCUUUAAGAAGGGAUAUCUUUCGAGAGACGAUAACAAUUUAGAUGUUUAUAACAUGGGCUCAAAAGACUACAUACGCGUAAAUUUAAAAGAAUUUGUUAUAAUAGCUGAAAAAGAAUGUAAAAAAAAUCCAUUUAAGAAAACAUUAUGGACUCCUGGCGGAAAACCGACAUUAUGUCCAUUUACAUUUGUAAUAAGAUAUAUUUUCCUACAACUUUUGUUGUCAUAUCUGGGAGAUAUUGGUCUGCGUUUAUCUGGGCAGAAACCAUUCCUUUUUAAAUUGCAACGACGCAUUUUUGUUGCAAAUAACGCAAUUAGUUAUUUUACAAAUAGAGACUGGAUUUUUAAAAAUGACAAAUGCAUAGCUUUGGAGACUAUAAUACCAAAAUCGGAAAUUGACAAAUUUGGCUUAACGGAAUACUUACAUCGAAAUGAAGGUAAAAUUAUCGCUACUUAUAUGCGCGGCUUGAAACUAUUUUUAAUGAGCGAACCUGAAGAAGCCAGUAAAGGGACUUGGAGACGUUUUAAAAUCUUAACGUAUACCAAUUAUUUAUUACAAUUUUUAACUGUUUUAAUAGGAAUAAGGUUUCUCAUAUAUUUGCUUUUUUUGAAGUGUUGCACAGUGAACGUACGGUUUAGAUUUCAUAAACUCCGAAAGAAUAAUAGAAGUACUGGAAUUAUGUCGAUUAGAAAAUUUUUUAAAAAUCAAGAAGUGUUUAUAACCGGUGGUUCAGGUUUCAUUGGAAAAGCAACGAUCGAGAAACUAUUACGUUCCUGUCCCAAUGUUGGUAAUAUAUAUGUCUUAAUGCGUAGUAAAAAGAAUCGGAAUCCUGAAGAGCGUUUACGUGAUAUUUUAAAAUCUGCACUUUAUAAUCGUAUAAGACAAGAAAAUCCACAAGUUUUAAAAAAAGUAAUUGCAAUCGAGGGAAAUUGUGCUGAAUUGGGUUUGGGUAUAAAACCAGAAAAUUUGGAGAAAUUAAGGAAUGUCUCCAUAGUAAUUCAUUCAGCAGCAAGUGUUAGAUUUGAUGAUGCUUUACGCGAUGCUAUAAUUUUAAACACACGCGGAACUCACGAAUUAAUUAAGAUCGCAGAGACAUUGAAGAAUCUGAAGGUGUUUGUGCAUAUUUCUACAACUUAUUGUAAUCCGGACAAGCAAGUAGUAGAAGAGGAAGUUUAUCCAGCUUUCGCAGAUUGGCGCACUACUAUAAAACUAGCAGAAACAUAUAAUACUGAAACGUUGAAUAUUUUAAAUUUGAAAUAUAGUAAUAAUCAACCAAAUACAUAUACAUUCACAAAAGGAUUAUCUGAACAAAUAAUUAAUGAUUAUAAAGAUAAAUUACCCUUAGUAAUAUUUAGACCUUCAAUUGUUAUAUCAUCGCUAAUUGAACCUUUUCCUGGUUGGGUGGAUAAUUUUAAUGGACCUAUUGGACUGCUAGUCGCCUGUGGUACCGGCAUAAUGCGUACAAUGUAUGGUGAUCCAGAUAUUGUUUCUGAUUUUGUACCUGUAGAUAUUGCAGUACGUGCACUUUUGAUGGCUGCGUAUGAUAGGGCCAUGGAACCGCAUGAUAUAAAUAGAGAAGAUAAUGAUUUGAAAGUGAUUAAUUGUGCCACGGCUUCAGUUUGUCCCAUAACUACUGGUCAAAUUAUUGAAUAUGGCAAAGAGAUUGUUAAAAAAAAUCCAUUUGAUAAAACAUUGUGGGUACCAGGUGGUAGCAUAACACGUUGUCCUGCUUGGAAUUUUAUACGGUUCAUAACAAUGCAUGUAUUUAUGGCAGUAUUGGUGGACUCAGCUUUACGUUUCUUAAACCAAAAGCCCUUCCUUCUUAAAGUACAACGUCGUAUUUAUAUGGCGAAUUUGGCUUUACAUUAUUUUGCCACUACCUCAUGGGUGUUUAAAAAUAACAACUUGAUUGAAUUAGAUGCAAAUGUCUCGGAUGCUGAAAGGUCCCUUUUUCUACGCAGACCCAAUGGAAACAUUGCACGUCAAGCUCUGAGAUGGAAUCCUCAAGGCAGUCGUCGACCUGGAGCGCCGGCUAAAACUUGGAGAAGAACAAUUGAAGAAGAACUACCAUAA
Molecule: messenger RNA, 3001 nt
Organism: Teleopsis dalmanni
Lineage: Eukaryota; Metazoa; Arthropoda; Insecta; Diptera; Diopsidae
Exons: 21
Coding region: 71-3001 (976 amino acids)
Biological process (GO): long-chain fatty-acyl-CoA metabolic process
Cellular component (GO): peroxisome
Molecular function (GO): alcohol-forming very long-chain fatty acyl-CoA reductase (NADP+) activity
Source: RefSeq, a predicted model, not a curated record